AUGUCUGCUAUUGAUGAAAUUGAGCUUCUGAAGAUUCAGACCCAUGUUCUCAAAGUUCAGAUUAACUGUGCAGGGUGCAGGAAGAAAGUGAAGAAACUCCUCAAGAAGAUUGAAGGGGUUUACCAGGUGAGCAUGGAUGUUGAAGAGCAGAAGGUUAUAGUAUCUGGGAAUGUUGAUGCUGAAAUAGUGAUCAUGAGGCUACUCAAAUCAGGCAAACAUGCAGAGCUUUUGUCACUUCAAGAACUGGCAAACCAAGAAAAAGGAUCUGAAUACAGGGAUGGUGAGUACCAGAACCCAGAGCUCCUCAAUGGUGAUUACCACAACAUGGAACUUCUUAAGUGGCUGAGUGAUGAAAACUACCAGAACCAAGUUCACAGCCAAAUCAACAGUGUCAGGGCAUCCAAGAGACAGCCUAUGUUACCCCAACUCUAUGAGACUCUGGGCAAUGAAAAGCCAUUUAAACAGAGUAUGGCAUUUGAGUCCCAGGAAGGAGAAAGAGACGAGAAGUUUUCUACAACAAUGGAGAUGGAUAAUCCACAUGUACAUCAGGACUAUGCAAGCAUUGUGGGAAGAAAGGAGAAUUCCAUGAUGGAUUCCCUAGGUCCCAAAUCUAACUUUCCCUAUUUUACUACUAUGGAAGGGAAAGAACAUCCAGAGUUAGCUGGUCAACAAUAUCAUUAUCCACCAUACAACAUGAUGAAUAACAUGCAGGUGUACCAGUACAGGAAUCCAUCUCCCAUGACAGUGAACCCCUAUAUGCAGAGAAUGCAUCCCAUCGAACACAUGGACAAUGUGUACAUGAAUCAACCAAGGAUGGUGAUGGAUCAUAAAUUUGACAUGGUUCCACCUAUCGGCUACUGGCAGAACAUGAACAUGAAUAGCUACCAUAUUUGA
Messenger RNA from Ipomoea nil (Japanese morning glory), 894 nucleotides. Its product is annotated as heavy metal-associated isoprenylated plant protein 37-like. Lineage: Eukaryota; Viridiplantae; Streptophyta; Magnoliopsida; Solanales; Convolvulaceae. The transcript is spliced from 3 exons. Bases 1 to 894 code for a protein of 297 amino acids. The record is from RefSeq and is a predicted model, not a curated record. Gene Ontology annotation, molecular function: metal ion binding.